CUAGUUGGGAGGCCGAAAGGCAUCCAGCAUAGGCCGCCUCGCCUAAGUUCGGGUCUUACUUAACUUUUGGGCCUGACCUGACCAUCUCUCGGGGCCCUCUCUCUCCUAAGUGGUACUGGGCCUGGGGUUCAGGCCAGCUUCCCUAUUAGUGGCCACUAGUUGGUUGGGCCUGUUGCCUUUCGGGUGUGGUGGUGCUUCAGGGAGCGGGGUGAUCCCACUUCGUCGAACUCAGUUGUUUUACUUUGGCCUUGCUAGUUACCAGACAUGCCUCCCAAGAAGGCCUGGGGUAAGACUGGGGGUCAGCCAACUAGGCCUUCUCACCAACCCGUCCCCCAGCCCUCUUCCUCUGAUGAGGAUGAUGUGGACAUGGCCCAAAUUAGGGGCCUUAUUCAGCAGACGGAGGCGCUGGAGCAGGCCAAGAAGGAUCUCUCAGAUAAAGGGGCGGGUCCAUCCGGUGUGCCCACCAGGCCUGUUAAGCGGACCAGGGGGGCUGUUAAAGCACAGCUGUUGAAGUCUCUGUCUGAUAGGCUUUCAUCUCUGUAGAGCGGAGCAAUGCCUGUCAAGCCGGUCGAUGAAGGGGAUCCUUCCCGUUUGGAGCCAAGCGGUCUGGCCAGUCCUGUGCCUGUGGAAGUGCCAACACCUGUCCCAACAGUGCCUGCCGAUCCCAGUGGAGGGAGCGAUUUCACUCCAGCUGGUUCUUGCACAGUUCCAUGGAAAAUGGCCCUAGAACCUCUACUACCACAUCCAGCCAAAUGAAUUCAAGUACGGAAGAAGGACAAGGAAAUUGGGGAGAUUCACCAAACAGAGGGCAAAUGAUGUUUACCAGAGAAGUCAUUGCAAGGGAGUCCAGCUGUACCACCACGUCUUCUAACUCAUCUAUGCCAGCUAGAAAGAGCAUGCUAAAAACCAUAUGUGACGUUCCCUGCCUUAUAAUAGUGGCUAUUAUCUGUCUCCCAGAAUACUUAGUAAAAGCUGUUAUCUAUUUACGAGACCUGAUCACCAUGGAGAACUGCGUGAAGAGUUUAAAGUGCUUGUUAAUAAUAGUCCCAAUUGUUUGUGGUGCCAUUUACUGUUCAUGUUUAUGCAUGAGAUUAUCAGAUGGUUUGUCAUCAAAGGAGCUCACACAGCUGUAUGAAACUGAGCUGAAAUCACUGUGGCAGUCACAGGUCUUGCUAGAAGAACAAAUCCAUGAAAUCCAAGGCCUUAAAAAGAAGACAAGUCAGCUGCAUUCUGAGAUCAACAGAAUCAAUGAAGGCAUCCUGCAGUCUGUGAAGCAAAUCCUAGAGGAGAGUGACAUCCCAGGAGACAACAAAAACCAAGUGCUUGCAAUGAUCAAUUUGGCUUUUAAGAAGAUUUAUGAGGAUCAUGUACAAAUGGCUGACUGGGCUCAAAAAACAAUAGGAGCCACCAUUGAUACAGACAGGUCAUCUAAGACUUAUGAACCUGAGAAUGCGUAUAAUUGCUGGUUUAGUUCAUGGUUCAUGUCUUCAGCAAAGCCCCCUGAUACUAUCCUACAGCCAGAUGUUUACCCUGGAAACUGCUGGGCUUUCCAAGGAUCUGAAGGCCAUGUAGUAGUUAAACUGCCAGAAAGAAUCCAGCCAGUAGCUGUUACAGUCCAGCACAUCUCCAAAACAAUCUCACCUUCUGGAGGAGUCAGUAGUGCCAUGAAGGACUUCUCGGUUUAUGGGAUAGAUGAUGCAACAGAACAAGAAGCUCUACUGGGAACAUUCAUGUAUGACAUUGAGAAAGAAGCCAUUCAGACAUACCAGUUGAAGAAUGAACAUUCAAAACCCUUUCUGUACAUAAAGUUCAAGGUGAAGAGUAACUGGGGCAACCCAGAGUUUACCUGCAUUUAUCGAGUCAGGGUGCAUGGGAAGAUGGCCAACCUGGUGGACCCUUUGAAUCAAGGCAGGGUGUGAACCUCUUCCAAGGUGAAUAAAGGAAAACAGGGAGGAAAUAAAGGCAUACAGGAAAACAGCAAUAUCAACACCCAUCAUACUGAGCAAACUGAAAGAGCACAUGAAGCACUGCUUUUUCCUGGGGGAGGGAAGUGGGGAGGGGGGAGUAUGGAUGGGGAGGAAGGGAGGAGUCAUAAUUAUGCCAAGACAUUUCAAGCCUACAGAUUUUGAUCACGUGAAGACCUCUCUGAGGUCUGCCCAGGAAACAGAGGAUGAAGAAGAGAAUGGCAGGUGAACUUUCAAUUAGAUCAGUGCAAAGUCAUGAUAUUGGGAAACUGAUCUUAGUCAAAUGGAUAUUUUUGAUCCUGUCCUCAGGGUGGGUGGGUGAAUGUCAGUGAGCACCCAAUAAAGAUUUCUGUCCAGA
Messenger RNA from Hemicordylus capensis (graceful crag lizard), 2322 nucleotides. RefSeq names its product SUN domain-containing protein 3-like. The transcript has 13 exons. The record is from RefSeq and is a predicted model, not a curated record. Lineage: Eukaryota; Metazoa; Chordata; Lepidosauria; Squamata; Cordylidae. Gene Ontology annotation, cellular component: meiotic nuclear membrane microtubule tethering complex; nuclear envelope. The coding region runs from base 711 to 1919 and encodes 402 amino acids. Gene Ontology annotation, biological process: nuclear envelope organization. Gene Ontology annotation, molecular function: protein-membrane adaptor activity.